This is a messenger RNA of Necator americanus (New World hookworm), 2139 nucleotides long. RefSeq lists its product as uncharacterized. NCBI's taxonomy places the organism in Eukaryota, Metazoa, Nematoda, Chromadorea, Rhabditida, Ancylostomatidae. The record is from RefSeq and is a predicted model, not a curated record. Gene Ontology annotation, molecular function: catalytic activity. The coding region runs from base 1 to 2139 and encodes 712 amino acids. The transcript has 6 exons.
AUGCUGCCUCGUAGAGCUUCAGUACUUCGGGGAAAUAGUGGUGACGGUGACUCCUUCGUCACACAUCGGUUCCAUGUUCCAAAAUUAAGUCGAUUGCGAGCAAAUUAUGGCGGUGGCAAGUUUGCACCUCUGACGCGACAGCUUGUUUCCACCCAAAGCAAAUGUAUUCUCCCUCAUGGUUCAAUGAAUACACCAUCAUCCGCCUACACUCGAAUCAUGUCUCAACAGAGUGGUCCACGUUCAAGACUUGUUGCUGAAGUGGCGCCCUCUAGAGCAUCUUGCUCCAGUACUACUGUUCGAAUUCCAGUACUGAAAACUCAGCCGAGUGGGCGAUAUUUGCUUCGGAUUCCGAAAAGCGAAUCAGAUCCAGAAGAUGUAGAACGCCUUCAUAACGACAAUCAAAAUAUCUAUUCUUUACCUCAUCGGAAGCAAGUUAUGAUUCCUACUGUACCUCCAAGUAUGUCAAUGGGAGGAGAAUUUCCUGAAGAUCAGUAUGAGCUUGUUUACGAAAGCAACUGCGCUUCACCACUGGAUUGUGUUCCAGAAUGUGACAAUGGGUAUUGUCGUGCUGACGAGAAAAAACGAUUUUUGGGGCUAACCGCGGACCAAAAGCGACCUUGUGCUUGCCCAGAGACGCAGGUGGAUUCAGGGGAUGGACUCCCUGCUUCUGCUGUGCCAGGACUGACUCGUAAAAUCAUUGUAUCCCGCACGUCGGUCCGGCCAAAAGCCUGCAAUCAAUUGACUGGGAGGUGCAAGGGAGGCGGUUUGGAGUCGCCUCCAACAAAUAAGCUCCACAUGUCCACUCUGGGAGAACGGAAGUUCUCCCAAAAACCCAUGGGACUAGAGGCUUGCAACCUGCCCGUGGGUUUUAAAUUUCAUGCAAAAAACAGUAAUAGAAAAGAGUCUCCUGACUCCGGUAGAAAGCCUGGUACGGUAGCGCCAGGUAGGACGGGGUUGCAGGAGUCAUGUAGGCUACCGAAACGGAAAAGGACUAGGAUGACGAUCUGUACUUAUAACGCACGCACUCUUGCAUCGGAAGCGGCCAUCGAAGAUCUGAUGGUGCAAGCCAAGAAGAUCAAGUACGACGUCAUCGGACUGACCGAGACGAGACGACGUCACUCUCUCAACGCUGUAUUUGAAACUGGAGAAGAACUGUUCUUAGGAACAUGCGACAGUAGAGGUGUUGGUGGAGUUGGCGUCCUCGUCAACACGAGUAUGGCACAGAACAUCGACUCUUUCGAACAACUCACGACCCGAAUCGGACGUCUGCGGAUGAGAAGAUGUGGUCCCACACCGGCUUUGACUAUCUUCGUCGCUUACGCUCCAACAUCAAGCUACGAAGAAGAAGAAGUCGAAGCUUUCUAUAUGGACCUGGAGAAGUUCUACCGAGAAGAUCAUGCCUUUUACAAGGUCAUAAUUGGCGACUUCAACGCCAAAGUUGGCCCAAGAAGAACGCCGGAGGAACUUCACAUCGGGACCCACGGCCUACAAUGGAAUGACCAGGGGGAGAGGCUUUCCGAGUUCAUCAUGACGACUAAGACCAUCCAUGGGAACUCGCAAUUCCAGAAGCCCUCCUCUCUACGCUGGACGUGGGAGUCACCCGGUGGAGGGUACCGUAAUGAGAUAGACCACAUCAUCGUCAAUAAAAGGUUCUGCCUGACGGAUGUCGCUGUUGUACCAAAGUUCUAUACGGGAUCGGACCAUCGCCUCCUCCGAGGAAGAUUUUCUUUCACGCGGAGAGCAGAGAAAGCCGCCAAGUUCAGCAAGAGAAAUCCCAGAACUACCAUCAACUGGGAUCUCUUCGCUACGUUAGCCGGCUUUUGGGAAGAUUCCGCAAUGGACAACAUCGACGAGGAAUACGACCGGCUUGUCAAACACCUUCAUGACUGCGCGAAGAAGGCUGAGAGUAUUAAAACAACCAAGAGACGCCUGUCUCUUGAAACUCUUGAGCUGAUACGCCAGCGUGGAGCAGCACGAGCCGCAGGGAACCAAGAGCUUACGUCCGAGCUCGCAAGGCUUUGCAGAGAGGCGAUAAAGAAAGACUUUAAAGGAGAGCAGAAGUGCUGGCUGAAGCAGCAGAGGCGGGAAAAAGCAUCCGCUAUGCCCGCCGAGACUUCGCCAGUCGCAAGACAAGGAUGA